UUUUGUACUAUUUUGUUCACAUCAAAUCCAACAGAUCCUUAUAUGUCGCUCGGUGACCUGCCUCCAGAACACUGCCUUUCGUCUGUAACCAGCAUCUUCUACAGUAUGUUUGUUUUGUACUGUUUUGUUCACAUCAAAUCCAACAGAUCCUUAUAUGUCGCUCGGUGACCCGCCUCCAGAGCACUGCCUUAUGUCUGUAACCAGCAUCUUCUGCGGUAUGUUUGUUUUGUUUUGUACUAUUUUGUUCACAUCAAAUCCAUCAGAUCGUUAUCUGGACCCCGUUACAAGGACAGAUAACAGUAGACUUACAGGUUUGUUGAGAGAAUCCAAAUAAAAUCAUGAUCAUGACAAACGCAUUAUUAUAAUUUCCCAUCACUUUCUUUCAAAUACUGGAUCAUGCGGCUCCAAUAUUUAAGAACCUCAAAAUCCUCCCACUUGCACAAAUACACAGAUACUCAUCCUUGCUACUCGCACAUAAAUUCAUGCACCAGUCACUCUCUCUUCCUCACAAAUUUAUACAGCUGUUCAUAGGACAAUCUGACGUUCGCAAUUGCCCAACCAGAUCCUAUUCUUCAAUCACCAUGUGCCUUUUCUAACUUUGAAUCUAUCAACACAUUUCAUCAGAUCAUCAGCCCCAAGGGAGUGGAACAGACUUCCUCCAAACCUCGAAGUAAUCAAUAUCACGUCUUUAUUCAAAUCCAGGUUAAAAGAUUUUUUAAUUAACAAUAUUUGAUCCACAUUAGUCAUACAGUCAUUUCUUCCAAGUAAAUUUGUUUUUUGAAAAUACAAUUGUUCACUAAUUAUCAGUCCUCACCAUGCAUGUAUUGUUAUUAUUUGAUAAUAAUGAGUCAGGGAUAGAACAAGUUCCUCGGACUUUAUUCCUGCCUUUUAUGAGAUAUGUCAUUUUAUAUAUAUUUACCUGUGGUGAAUAAACAUUCAGUUCAAUUCAAUCUAAAGAAUGUUGGGGACAAUAAGAAUUUUUUUUAGUUACGGCCUUAAAAGCAGUCAUGUUCAGUUUGUCAUUUGUGAUUUUCAGGGCUAUCAUUAAGAACAAAUGCAAUUUUGUUGUAGCAAAAUCCUCUGAUUGGCUACUAUUUGACUGCAUGACAUCUCUUGAACUGCUUGACUAGCUGAUUUUAUCCAUUGUGGCAUAUACAUGCUACUUCUGUGAAGGGGCUGAUUCCACAACGCCAUUUCUGACUUAAGUUGAAAUUUAAAACCUCUUUACAAUGCACAGUUUUUGGUUCUGGGAGUAGAAAUUUGGACACUUUCGUCUUUAGCUAAUACUGAUAAGGUGGACAAAAUUUAAUUUCUUUUAAUGAUCAAAAAUAAGUUUUAUGAUCAUAUUUCUAUUUUUGACUUUAGUGAGAAAUGGCUUUGUGGAAUGGGCCCCAGUUCUAGUAAACUUUGCCAAUAGAGUCAGUUUCAUGAUAUGAGAUUCCCUCUUAAUCAACACCUUUGUAAAAUCAGUGAAAAACAUUUCGCACAUUGCAUUGUCUUGAAUUAUUCUUAUGCACAAAUUUAGUGUCUUCUUACACAAGGCUUCACAAAUGGCACCAAUUGCACUCUUGAUAGAGAGCCAGGGUUUCUAUGAUAUCUUCGACACUGGGAGAAUUGCAGAAUAAAAAUAUCAAAAUUGGGAACUGUACUCAAUGUAAGAAAUACAGAUUGGCGUGAUAUUUUUAUAGUCGCUUUCUGCUGUUCUCCCAAUACAAUACUACAUAGAAUAUUUCCACUAAUACAUAUCUUCAUAAAAUUGGACGAAAAUCAUAUAAUACUUGUGAUUAUUGUUAGCAAAAUAAAGAAACAAUAGGGCACUUAUUUUUAGGGAUCAAUACGAAAAAUAGAUCAAAACUAACAUAGGAUUGCAAGAUAAAUUAGCAAAAGAAAAAACUAUUUUGGAUGGGAUAAAAGUAUGCCGGUUUUAAAUUGUUUAACAAUAUUGGCCAAAAAGUAUAUUAUGAAUAACAAAGCAAACUACGAACACAUAUGUUUUACAUACUUCAUAAAGAAUGUAUCCGACUACUAUAAUGCAUAGAAGUAUAUUUUAAUAGUUUCAAAAAGAGAACCCCGAUUUAACAAAAAAUGGGAUAAGUUUUGAAAUUUUUUCAAAAACGUGUAGUGAGACACAUUGGAUUAUACGUCAACUUUAUUUCUACUUGGUGACAAAAUGGUCUUCUGAUCGGUGGAAAAAGAUGGGAAAAACAAAAAUAAAGAGCAUUCUCGAUCAACCUACAAAGGAAGUGGAGGAAUACAAAUUCUCCACCUCAUCCAGUAUUGAAAUCGUACUUUGUGUAAGUGUUUCCUGAGUGGCCUCAGUUGUUCAUCAUACCACCGCUGAGCCAUGUCCCACUGUAAGACCUUUGUGUUAAUGUAGCAAUAGUUAAUUGCAUGAAAAAGCUUCCUUAGUUCACAAAUUUCUGUUGAUUGUUAUUGUAAUUGUUGUAAUCCAACUGUUGUUGAGUGAUUUAAUGACUGGCUUUUCAUUGGCAUGGAUUACUGGCCCUUUUGCAGGAUUUCAUGUGUUUGAAUCUAGCACAGACACUAGCUUUUUGUCAUGAUAAGAGACUGAGAUAUCUGAUAGUUAAUUUGGGUUCACUACAUUCCCAAAUAUAAGAAAGUGCAGAGAUCGAUAAGACAGUGGAGUUACAAACACGUCUCUUCAUAGUACGUUUAUAAUUGAACUUGGAACAGCUAGAAACAGCCUUAGACUUCAAUCACUUACAGGGCCUCAGCCCAUUUCUUGUAAACUUACUUUCUCCAAUUGUCCAUUUUCCCAUGAAUAUGAUGCAUAGUUUCUAUAACAUGUGUGUGACGCAUUUGACUUAACCGUUCAUUAGUUACAAGACAUUUGUUUGAGCCACUCUGAUUUUCAACAUUAACUGAAACGUGUGUUUAUAACCAAACAAGAGGGGUAAUUCCUGUAGGCCUUUAGGCACACUUGAAUGACAGGUAUCCGUAUCGGUGCUCUCCCCUAUUCUUAAUUUCUAGGUUGUCCUUAAAUUGACCCGACCAUUUGUUUCUUGGGCCUGUCACAUGUGGAAAAGGCAUGAAUUUGGGAGAAAGAGCCUUUGAAAUUGUCUGUUACUUGUUUUUUUAUUGAUAAUUAAUAACAAAUCUUUCCCUGUUUGAGCGAUAGUACAAGAAAUUCUCUGCGCAUGGAGAUUGGGGGUUAGUGCGCAUAUGCAAAUAAGCCAGGAAACGUCAUAGUCGAGCCUGGUAAGUGGUGGCGCUCAAUAUGUCAAGGAUAGUGGCGAAUUUACGCAGUAGAUCAAGUGUGUCAGAGUGUCAGUGAUUGUCAGUCUUUGUAAAAGUGACAGCUAGGAUGUUUGAUGAGCCUUGUGUUAGGUGAAGCUGGCGAUUACUUGCUUUGCUGUUCGCGAUUGUAUUUAAGCUGGAUCGCAUUCGCCUACCGAACUGGCUGACUCGCUGACCUACAACUGCCUUCGGCUUGAACUGGAGCUCGACGAGGCAGGCAAGAUGGACGUACCCGAGAUAGACCCGAAUUUCGAGCCACAAACCAGGGCAAGAUCAAAUACCUGGCCGCUUCGACCGAAGGAAGUUACUCCUGAUCAGCAAAGUACGAGCCCAGGUCCCGAGGAAGCGAAUGGAGACGGCACGCCCCAAAAGGAAGCUGUAUCGUCAGUGUGCAAGAAGACUUCAUCGAGGAGAAAUGCUUGGGGAAAUUUGUCAUAUGCUGAUCUUAUAACGAAGGCGAUCCAGAGUUCGCCGGAUCAGAGAUUAACUCUGUCUCAGAUUUAUGACUGGAUGGUACAAAAUGUUCCCUAUUUCAGGGAUAAAGGCGACAGUAACAGUUCUGCUGGAUGGAAGAAUUCCAUUCGGCACAACUUGUCCCUUCACAACAGGUUCAUGAGAAUACAGAAUGAAGGAACGGGCAAAAGCUCCUGGUGUAUCAACCCAGAUGCGAAGCCAGGAAAGCCAGCCAGAAGACGCACAAGUAGUAUGGAAACUAAGUCACUGGUAUCCAAACGGGACAGGGUUCGUAAGCGUGUUCGUGAACUUAAAAACCAAAGACUGGAGGGAGGCAAUUCUCAUAUGUCUGACGACAACUUCCUAAUGAGCCCAAGUGAUCCAAAUAGUCAGUUUCGAGAGAGAGUUGACUCUGCACACAGCACGCACAGUGGCAGACUAUCCCCCAUACCUGCUGUACCAGGAUUUGAGUUUGAAAAGGAUCUGGAAGAUGAUCUCCCAUGGGACAGCUCAAAUUAUGUGCAGUCGGGUGAUGUUUAUUCGGACACCACACUUGUGGGACAUUUGAUUGAUAGCAUGAAAAUUGUGGACAAUUCAAAUGGACUAAUGGUGGUGCAAGACAACCUUUCCCCCUCCCCCCAAAUGUUGCCUCAGUACAAUCAGAACAAUAACUUUAGCCCGCAAUACAAUGAUCUGCCUGCACCACCCCCAUAUCCAGACCAUCAGAGCAGAAGCCCUAGGCAGCAGUCCCCAUCUAUACUCUCUGAUCUCAAUCAGUCUUUAGAUAUCCUCAGCCUCAACAGAAUUUGGACUUUUCGCCAGCAGCCAAUGGUUCAGGAGCCGUUGCCCAUGUCCCUUAACUCUCAGGGUCAGCAAACCAUACAGUUUCCCCAGAGCCAGCAGCUCUCCCCAAAGCCACGUCAGAUGUCGCCUCAACCACGCUCGCCCCAACUUUCUCCGCAGCUCUCCCCUCAGCCUGCCAUACAACGCCCUCAGGCAACCAGAACAAACCCUCUCCUACAACAACACCUCCAGUCCUCCAACAGCUCUCUCUUGUUGAAGGCCCUCACCCGUAGCCAAGCCCACGUGACACAGGCUCAGCAGCUCAACCUGCUGCGCUCUCUGAAUCAGGCCCGAGCUCAGGGCAGGCUUCCGCUCUAUAAUCCGCAGAUGACCACUGGAGUGGGAAGUCAAAUGAAUCAGCCAGCUGUGGGUAGGAAUAGCAGCUCUUCUAACAGCCAUUUGCUGAGCCAGUUGUCAGCCCCUGCAGCCAAUCAGCUCGGGAGGACAAUUCAUCCAAUCAAAUGGUCAGUCUGUUGGAGAGGCUGGUGGCUUCUGACCUCCAGCUCCAACACAAACCUUGGGAGCCUGAAUGACAUUGAGCUGGAUUCACUUAUUGGUGUGGACUGUGAUGUAGAACAGGUCAUCAAUCAAGAACUCAAUUUUGAUGGGAACUUGGACUUCAACUUUGAACAAAUUCUCUCUGACAACUCCAAUGGCUGAGAACAUGGUGCAUUGAGGAUAAUGUUUUUAGCAGCAAGCGGUUUUGGGUGUUACUCCUUAAGUUUGAACAAGACUGGUUGUUGAUCUCUAACAAGUUGUCAGGAUUAGAACGGGAAUACAAAAUCUACCAUCAAGAAACAGUUCUUCUCCAAGCUGGUAGUUUUUACAGCUAGAUAUUCCCAAAUAUGGAGAAAGCUAUUUCAUGCCUAGACUUAGCUAUUCCUAGAUGACUUUGAUAAGCGCCUGAUCUGCACUUGUGAGUGUAGAGUUAAGUUUUACUUUAUUUUAAUCGGUUCUGCUGGUGUUUGUUAUUAACUGUUACUGAUAUAAGACAUUUGUGUGAGGAUGUCACAUGGACACUAUUGAGAAUGUUAUCAUAUAGCCACAGAUGAUGUUAGUUGCUCUCCCCUCCUGCUUCCCAGUAUGGCCAGUACAUCAAUACGAAAUCAUUACUUGUAGAAUCUGUGUGCGUGUGUGAUAUUCCUGAAAACUGUUCCAAAUCUUCAGGUAAAGUGUAGAAUUAACAGUAA
Molecule: messenger RNA, 5744 nt
Organism: Liolophura sinensis
Lineage: Eukaryota; Metazoa; Mollusca; Polyplacophora; Chitonida; Chitonidae
Product: forkhead box protein O-like
Biological process (GO): regulation of transcription by RNA polymerase II
Cellular component (GO): nucleus
Molecular function (GO): DNA-binding transcription factor activity, RNA polymerase II-specific; RNA polymerase II cis-regulatory region sequence-specific DNA binding
Source: RefSeq, a predicted model, not a curated record